AAAACACGCGAGACGCGAGCCGGGCGCGGGCGUGAGCCGCCUUAUGGACGUGUGAGCCACUGGCCCAUUGGUGAGGUGUCCGAUGUCGAACGGCAUCGACUUGCUGGGCCUCGACGAGGCUCCGGCGCCGGCGCCGCCGGUGACGCCGCCGAGCCCGGCGCGACAACAGGCGAAACAGGACUCGGAGCUGAUUGCGUACCCGUCCGCGUAUGAGUCGGGGUAUGGAACAGCGGCGGCCACCGUGCUGGAGGGCUCCAAAGAGAAGCGAUACGUGGUGCGAUGCGAAGGGCGCUGGCGUGUGAGGAAUGCUCCCUCACUGAGCUCCCGAGUGAUUGGGACCGUCGCCACUGGUACCGUUGUGAUCGGCGAGGAUUGGGGCGGAGAGAUCGAUUCCAAAGAGAUCGUGGAUCUUGAGCCGACAGGCCUGACGCAGCAGGAUGACCGCCUCACCACUGAGGUGCUCAAUAAGGCGUUGACGAGCCUCACGGAGCUUUGGGUGAAGGUGACCCGACUGGAGGCACAAGAGCCUAUGGGUGUGUCCGAGAUCCGACGUGACGCAGCAGCAGGGGGGAUCUAUUGCCUGCGGCGGAACGCCAUGGGUUACGGGCUCUACCAGGACGACGCUGAGCCUUUGGAGGGCCCCAUGGUUUUGCUGCCGGAGCGCUUGUCCCUGGAGCUGCGUCUGGAUGCACAGAAGGCAGCCUCCGAGAGGAAUGAGGACGUGUCCCUCACCUGGAAGCUGCUGGGCGCCGCGGAGAGCCUGGGAAGACUCUUCUCCGAUGAGGUGGGUCUGAACAACGAGGACCUCAAGGUCCCCGCGAAGGUGCGAAGGCCCGAGGAUAUGUUCGAGCUGAAGCAACGCGACCAGCUCAAGAAGGCGGUGGCUUCUGUCCGAGCUCCCGUCACGGAACUGGUGGAAAAGGCUGUGGAGCAAAACCUGGACGGCGACCUGCUGGCCGGCCUUCCGAAAGAUCUCUGGAGGCGCUUCGCGCGGCUGCGGGAGGCGCUGGUCACGGCCACGAAGGAGGCGGACUCCUUCGUGGUGUGCCCGCAGAACGCCGGACGGGAGGAGAUGACGGGCCCCAUGCCUACUGCUGAGCCAGUGGACGGCAGCGUCAAGGAGCUGUCGGACUUCGUAGCGCUCUGCGAGCGCCUGGAGCGUUUCGGUGGCUGGACCUGCCUCGAUUCACAUCUGCGACAGGAGGUCAUUGCCUUCAGCAAUCACGCGGGGGACAUCCAGAAGUACGUGCGCCGGCGCUGCAAGGAGCUGAAGGAAGGUGUCAAGUCGCCAUCGAGCCAAGGCGUGUCUGGCCUGGAGGACUUGCUCGACACCUCAAAGCCGCCCAGCCGAGGCAGCGCCCCGAUGGCGGUGCCGCCUUUGCUGAAACCUCCGCCGGUGUCCUCCUGCAGCGUGCGCACGAGCCAGUGAGAUGGCGAAAUCGUCCGAGAAGUCGGCGGUCCAAAAGCUCUGGGCAGUCGGG
Molecule: messenger RNA, 1481 nt
Organism: Effrenium voratum
Lineage: Eukaryota; Dinophyceae; Suessiales; Symbiodiniaceae
Source: the annotation of a GenBank genome assembly